AUGCAAGUGCCGGUUCUCGGCUGCACUUUCCUCACGCUGUCAGAUCGUGAGGAAAGUACUGCCGAGAACCGGCAGUUGUCAGAGCGGGGAUCGGCACCGAUCAUCAGGGCACUGAUGAUCAGUGCCCUGAUGAUCGGUGCCCUGCAGUGCCACCCACCUGUGCCCACCCACCAGUGCUGCCCACCAGUGCCACCCACCAGUGCUGCCAGUCAGUGCCACCAGUCAGUGCCCAGGGGUUGUGCCAGUCAGUGCCGCCAGUCAGUGCCCAGCAGUGUUGCCAGUCAGUGCCGUCUAUCAGUACCCAUAAUCAGU
Staurois parvus is the source of this 312-nucleotide messenger RNA. Lineage: Eukaryota; Metazoa; Chordata; Amphibia; Anura; Ranidae. The record is from the annotation of a GenBank genome assembly.